GACGCACUUGCAGGUCACAGAGGAGGAGCUGUCAUCUCUGAACCGACACCGAUUUUUUUUUCCCUGCUUGAAAGCAAAUUGGUCUCAGGGGCUGAAGACGCGGGUCGGGAUGGCGACAGCCUCGACAGACUCAGGACACGGGUCCACCAAGAUAACUCCUGAGAUGCUCCAGGAGAUGCUGCAGAACUACAACCUGAGCCGCCAGGAGUUUAUCAGCACUUACAACAUCCAGCCGCUCGUCUACAUCCCCGAGUUACCGUACAGCGCCAAGACCACCUUCGUGAUCAUGUACAUGGUCAUUUUCAUCCUGGCGCUGACUGGAAAUAGUUUGGUGAUCUACAUUGUUGUGAAGAAACGAGCGAUUCAGACGGCGACAGAUAUUUUUAUUUGCUCUCUGGCGGUCAGCGACCUGCUCAUCACUGUGUUCUGCAUGCCUUUCACCCUGCUGCAGAACAUCCUGUCUGAGUGGUUCGGAGGGGUUCUGGUUUGCAAGACAGUUCCCUUUGUGCAGACUACAGCCAUUGUGACAGGCAUCCUCACAAUGACCUGCAUUGCCAUUGAGAGAUACCAGGGCAUUGUGUUCCCACUGAAGAUGAGGAGGCACUACUCAUCUAAAAGGGCUUACAAGAUGCUAGGGCUGGUAUGGGUUGCCUCGGUAAUAGUGGGCUCUCCAAUGCUGUUUGUGCAACAGCUAGAGGUGAAGUACGACUUCCUGUAUGAUCACUACCACGUGUGCUGUCAGGAGAGUUGGCGCUCUCUGACUCACAGGCAGGCGUACACCACCUUCAUCAUGGUGGCUCUUUUCCUGCUCCCUCUGACAGCCAUGCUUUUCCUCUACACACGCAUCGGCAUUGAGCUGUGGAUCCGCAAGAGGGUGGGCGACUCCUCAGUGCUCAACACCAUGAAUCACAGAGAGAUCAAUAAGAUCUCACGGAAAAAGAAAAGAGCAGUUAAAAUGAUGAUUACCAUCGUUCUGCUGUUCACCAUCUGCUGGGCACCCUUUCACACAGUCCACAUGCUGUUUGAGUAUUAUGACCUGGAGAACAAAUAUGAAGGCGUCACACUGAACAUGAUCAUCGCCAUUGUUCAGGCCAUUGGGUUCUUCAACAGCUUCAACAAUCCCAUCGUGUAUGCCUUCAUGAACGAGAACUUUAAGAAGAGCUGCGUCUCCACCCUCUCCGACUGCAUCCGAAAGCCUAACCAGCACGGCAGCGCCAUGGUGGCGCCAGAAAUCACUGUGCAGUUUAUCAAACCCCAAAGUAGAGACGCCUUCAUGGAUUCUGGUGAAGGCACUAGCUCUAAGCCGAACUCAGAAGAUAAAGGACCCGCAUGUUCAUCACAUGAAGAGAGCUUGCUGGAAAUAAUUGGAGAAAAAAUGUCCACUAUCCAAACAGUGCUCCCCGCAAACAGCUCCUCUCAAGUCAAAUGAGAAUUGGCUCAAAGUUCAGGAGUUGAAGUCGACCCCCUCCCCCUGUUGAUGGAGCAGCUGUAGGAGCAACAAAUGUGAUUUCAGGUCUCACAGUUGUGGUUCAAGGUCCCAAAAAGUCCAACAGCUUGGAAACAUAUCUCUGAAGUGCCAGGGGCAAAAGCAUUUUUUCAUUCUGGUUUGGAGAACAGCAGAAAGGAAAUUAAGGAAUUCCAAAAAGAGGCACUUUUGCUGUGAAGACUACCCCUGGAGCAAUCACAAUCAGCAGUCAGACACUGAACAACCAAUUUGUUAGAGAAUUUCUCUGACUAGAGAAAUCAUUUCUAUUGAGAUAUUUCUAAAAUCUGCAGGACAUUCAGCCUCUCUCAGUAAAUGCUUAAAAGUGUGUCAGAUGCAACUGUGUUCAGUGUCAUCUGAAAAAAGCAUUUGACGGUCACCACUGUAGAGUUAUACUGAGUAUGCUACACUGAGAACUCUUUGGAAAAAACAUCAUAGAGGACUUCAAAAGCUUUCUGCCUUUAAGAAGCAAAGGACGAUGCCUCAGCUUUUAUUGCACUGCUAGAUUUGCGUUAGUUUAAGGCAGCAUUGAAGUCAGUUCAGGUUCAAUUGCAAAACAUCAUCUUUAUAAGGUUGCUGUUCAGCUUCAUAGAUUUGUUUAUUGCUUUUAAAUCUUUUGGAGAUAGAGAUCGAUGAUUCACACAAAUUCAGUCUGAUAAUGAAACACCUCUUAUUGCCAGCAGGAACAAACAUCCGUGUACACUUUUCACUUCUUUCAAUUGAACAAUUUAAUCAUUUUAUAUAAUGUAUGAAAAACUAUUUUGACUUUUUUUUAACUGCUAUAUAGAUAGCCCAAAUAGAUGCGAAAACAACAGCCUUGUACUUUUUUCUCCAAAGGUUCUGUAUGCAACAUUCAAAGCAUUAAUAUAGAAGCAAACCACUAUCUGCUGAAAUGAAGUCAUGCUACCUCUGUGUGUGUGUUGUAAUCGGAGCCUCUCUGUGGUUUGUUGUGGUGAACAGGUCCAGCCGCUCAUUCAUGUUAGUGCAUGUUUGUAUGUCAGGGGCUAGCUCAUUGCUGCAGCUUUGCACUGUGCUCCUAUGGUUGCAUCUGAUAAUGGGAUGCUCUGUCAGCACUGUUGCUGUUGUAAGCACUAUUUAUGGAGUUAGCACUGUUAGCUGCUAACCACCAGCUCAGCCACCAUGUUGAGAACCAGACAAUUCAUACUCUCUGAAUUUCACAUAGAGCCCAUUUAAAGGGUGCUUCUUAAUCACCUUACAUACGGCAUGCCCUUUUAACAUUUAAUCAGCAGGACUUAUAAGUACCAAUGUAGUUUCACUGGUGGAGAUGACUUUUCAGCAUGUCAAAAUGUCAUUUUGACUAGUUAAAAUAUUAAUUCAAGAUAUCUGUAAAACAAUUGACACGUUACAAAUAUGGCUUGCAUACUGCAACAUAUGACUGGAUGCAGUAGGACAUCCUGAGGUCUCAUUUAUAACCUUUAGGUAUGCACAAAACUAGGCCUCAAAGUGGUAUACGCCGCUUCCCUCACAAGAGUUAUGAUCUGUAAAAGACCAACUUGACAGGAGAAUGUGUGCACCUGUACGGAAACUGUACUUGUGAAUUGAAGCCAGAUUGUAGAAAUGAAAUGUUAGAGGAAUCCUUAUACUUAUAAUGAUUCUUCUAACACAUUAAAUUUCACUUCAUAUCAUGCUUUAGUUAUAAAUCCACAUUAAUCAGAAACAUUCAGUCAGACAGUUUUAUUUGUGCCAGUAAGCCCAUGGUGUGAGGCAAUAAGUCUGAUGCUGUGAACAUAUAAAUACUGCAGUCACUCUGUUCUUGCAUGAUUCACUAUGAAGAACGACUGAUCAGCAGGGUCAUUUCAAUGGAUCAGCAUUCAUGAUGUGCUUUGCAUUGGCUAUUUAUGGUUGAAUGUGGGUGUGUAGAGGGCAGGAUAUGAGGCUUAUCCACAUGCGAACCAUUGACUGAGCCCUGCUCCUUUGUGAUGGUCCGACAAGCUGCCGGAGUAAGCAUGGAGCCCACGCUGUAACUGGCUGCACUCC
Molecule: messenger RNA, 3481 nt
Organism: Epinephelus lanceolatus (giant grouper)
Lineage: Eukaryota; Metazoa; Chordata; Actinopteri; Perciformes; Serranidae
Gene: qrfprb
Product: pyroglutamylated RFamide peptide receptor b
Biological process (GO): cellular response to hormone stimulus; G protein-coupled receptor signaling pathway
Cellular component (GO): plasma membrane
Molecular function (GO): peptide binding; neuropeptide Y receptor activity
Source: RefSeq, a predicted model, not a curated record